This is a messenger RNA of Lactuca sativa (garden lettuce), 3730 nucleotides long. RefSeq lists its product as uncharacterized. The record is from RefSeq and is a predicted model, not a curated record. Gene Ontology annotation, molecular function: mRNA binding; protein binding. NCBI's taxonomy places the organism in Eukaryota, Viridiplantae, Streptophyta, Magnoliopsida, Asterales, Asteraceae.
AAAUAGUUUAGGUACCAUUUUACACUAAUAGUAUAGUCAAGGGUUCUCAUUGAAAUCAGGAUUCUGGCACAUCGCUCCCUCGCUUAAACCCUGACGUUGCUCCGCUAUACCUUCAACCGCUGUCAAACCUUAACAAAGGUUCUGAAUUUUUUAUCUAUUGCCUCUCUUGAUCCAUCUAUGGUCUGAUCGGUUUAGGCAACAGAUUCUCUACAUCGCAUACUGCUAUUUAUUUUUCUUUCUAAUGACACAAUCACUUCUCCUCAUAUGAUUAAGAUACUUUUUUGGUCGUGGUUAAUAAGGCUUCUUCUUUUCAGUCCUUCUGUAUUGGAACUCAAGUAUCUUCUCGGAGCAUACCCUAUCCACGAGCUCACCUGUAGGAUAAAGUUGCUAAGUGCAUCAAUUUCUUCCCAGAAAACCUCGAAGCAUUUGGUCUUGUGCAAUGUGCUUUCCUGCGCUUUAUUAUUCCAGAAAGCAAAACACUUGACUGGAAUCUUAUCCAACGGAAGGCGAGCUGCUAAAAAUCGAUUUAGGUUUUAAAAGGGGGCGGUUAUGUAAAGGAAGGGCGAUUAUGUUUUGCUGUGCGAUUUCUUUUUGAAUCCCCAUGUUACUUCCAUGUGGGUUCCUCUAAUCAGGUUAGUUUUUCGCCGUAAUUUGGUCAAAUGUGACUAUACUAUCCGAUUUAAUUCAGUUUCAUCACUUGCCAAGUUACCCUUCUCCGACUCCGACGUGUCGGAUUCCGGUUCAGAUGAAAAUUCUUCAUUUUCCCACAAAAGUAGUAGUUCCAAUUCAUUCGAUCAUUCUCGCAUUGUGUUUUAUAGAUAUAGAUUCACCAAAAUCUUAGCCCACUUACAAUUAAAACCCAAAACUGCAUUGUUUUUAAUUACCCAUUUGAAAGAAUGUGGUUUUAAGCAUGAUGUUGUAACUUACAUGGCUGUUAUAAGGUUUUUUUGUUACUGGGGUAUGAUGAAGAGGUUAAACUGUUUGUUUCUGGAGCUUAUUGAUGAUAAAAUUGGGGCUUUUGGUUUUGAAAUUUCUGAUCUGUUUGAAGAAUUGUUGGAAGAGAUGAAUGUGGAUGGCUGGAAUUUGUUUGGUAGAGCAGUUGAUGCUUUAGUCACUGCUUUCUGUGAAGUCAGGAAGUUUGAUGAGGCUUUUAAUGUGUUGUUAAAGAUACAGUCUGGAUUUCUCCCAUCUGUAUAUACCUGUAACUUUUUAAUGAAACUGUUGGUUGAAGAGGGCAAAGUGGAUAAGGCUAUGGCAAUUUAUGAACAUUUGAAGAAGAAAGGUUUCUGUCCAAAUGCAUACACCUAUGGGAUUGUGAUCAAAGGACUUUGCAGAAAGGGUUGUUUAGAAGAAGCUCGAGAUGUAUUUGAAGAUAUAAAGGAAACUGGACUUGAGAAUACUUUCACUUUUGGUUCCUAUAUUGAUGGACUUUGCUCAAAUGGCUACUCAACUUUGGCUUUUGAUUUGCUAAAAGGGUCAGAUUCACCUAUAGAUGUUUUUGCUUAUACUUCUGUCAUUCGUGGUUUUGUAAAAGAGUUAAAGCUAGAAGAUGCAGAAAGUGUCUUUCUUCAUAUGAAAAAUCUCGCAAUUGUCCCGAAUGUGUAUUGUUACGGUGCUUUAAUCCAAGGGUACUAUCGGAAAUUGGAUAUUUUCAAGGCCUUGGAUCUUUAUAAUGAAAUGUGUUCAAAGGGUAUCAAAACAAAUUGUGUAAUUGUGAGCUUGAUUAUGCAAUGUUUGUGUCAUAUAGGGAUGUCAUCUGAAGCUGUAAACGAAUUCAUGUACGCAAUGGAAUCCGGUGUUUUUCUUGAUGAAAUCUCAUUUAAUAUUGCGAUCGAUGCUCUAUGUAGACUAAGGAAAAUGGAAGAAGCUAUGGAGCUUCUAGAAGUGAUGAAAAGGAGGAAAAUGAAAGUAGAUGUUAAGCAUUACACCACUUUGAUUAAAGGGUAUUGUCUCCAAAGUGAUCUUCUAAAUGCUUUAAACAUCUUCAUUGAGAUGAAUCAAAAUGGGUUGAAACCCGAUACCAUUACUUUCAACAUGCUUCUUGAUGGGUUCUCAAAAUGUGGCCUUUUCAAGGAGACGAUGAGUCUUUAUGAUGAUAUGUUAGCACAAGGUUUAAAACCCACAAGGGCUACAAACAAUGCUAUAAUCGAGAGGUUAUCCCAAUGUGGAAAAGUGAAGGAAGCAGGGUUAUUUUUUAAUAAUCUUGAAAGAAAAAGCUUGAAUGAUUAUGUUGCUAUGAUGAACGCAUACUGUGACACAAACAAUGCAAUCGAGGCGUACAAACUUUUUCUUACAUUAUCCAAUCAAGAAAAGGAAGUGUUUUUAGCGUCAAAAGCUUCUUGUUGCCAGAAACUUCUUAGUUGUCUAUGUGAAAAAGAUGAAACCGAUAAAGCUUUAAUCUUCUUUAAAGCACUAUUGAAAUCAGAAAAUGGUCCUUCUAAAAUUAUGUAUAGCAAACUCAAAUCGGCUUAUUGUCGUGGUGGAGAUAUGAAAAUGGCAAGGUGGGUUUUUGAUAAGAUGAUUGCAAGAGGAAUAAGACCCGAUGUUAUCUCCUACACGAUUAUGUUAGAUGGAUAUUGUCGUGUGAAUUGUUUAAAAGAAGCCAAAGAUCUUUUCAAUGACAUGAUAAAUCAUGGUAUACAACCUGAUGUCAUAACUUAUACGGUUUUGUUUCAAGGGGAUUUUAAAUCCGGGAGAAAAGAAAGGGUUUUGACACGAGAUUUAACCCCAGUCCAAGAGUUUGCUCCUGAUGUUAUUUUGUUCAGAGUUUUGAUGGACGAUUAUUGUAAAUCAGGGAAACUUGAGGGUGCUGUUGGUCUCUUUAAUGAAAUGAUUGAACGAGGUGUUAGACCAGAUACUGUAAUAUACACUUGUCUUAUGCGUGGGUUUUGCUCUCAGGGUUUUGUGGAAGAGGCUGAAAUGCUUUAUGGUAGGAUGGUAUCUGAGGGGGUCCCACCCGAUUCAAGUACCAUGGCAUUGAUAAAGAUGAUGAAAAGCAAGAAAAUGUGAUUUUAAGGACUUUGGAGUUUUUGGCAACUUUGUACAUGUUUGACAUAUGAGGGCACUCACUUGUAUAUUCUUCACCUUCUUUUUGGUUUUUUGUAAAGUAAAUCUGUAGGUAAAUGCAGUAUUUGAGCUGUUUUCACAAAAUUGGAACAAAAAUGAAAAAAAAAUGGUUAAAGGUACCUAGGUGGAGUAGUAGCAAAAUAUCUACAUUUCAUUGCCAUUUCGACACAUAAUGAUCUAAGUGAGACACUUUUUGUCAAUCAUGGCAUCCUACUUUCUAUUGCAGCUUUGUACUUCAAGAAUGUUUCUCAUUAAGACAUUGUACUUUGAAAAUAUAUCCAAUUAUAGCAAUGUACUUUAAUUUUUUUUUCUUAAUAGGAUACUAUACAGUGAAAAAUCAACUUAAUUAUUACAGUGAGAAAAUGGCUUUGUAUUUGUAUGAUAGUGCUAUAAUUGGGUACAGUUUUCAAAGUACAUUGAUGAGUGGGAAGAAAUGAAGGUAGGAUGCUAUAAUAAACAUAUCAAUAAAAAGUCCUGUUAUUUCUUGCAUUUAACCAAAACAAAAUUAUCAUGGAAUUUAAGGACUAUAUUGAACAAAUAAGAAAGUGAUAUCAAGUAAGAUGCAUUUGGUUGAUUAGAGAGGGGAUUGUUAGUAUUCCAUCAUCAUCUAAAUUUGUAUAGUUAAGAGAUAUAGGGGCUGCCAAAAAUUGGGGUUUUAAUUAUA